Limulus polyphemus (Atlantic horseshoe crab) is the source of this 2099-nucleotide messenger RNA. RefSeq names its product titin-like. NCBI's taxonomy places the organism in Eukaryota, Metazoa, Arthropoda, Merostomata, Xiphosura, Limulidae. The record is from RefSeq and is a predicted model, not a curated record. Gene Ontology annotation, biological process: synapse organization; homophilic cell-cell adhesion. The transcript is spliced from 9 exons. The coding region runs from base 270 to 2099 and encodes 609 amino acids. Gene Ontology annotation, cellular component: axon; plasma membrane; neuronal cell body. Gene Ontology annotation, molecular function: axon guidance receptor activity.
UAUCAUUGUAGAUUUAAGCACGGUAAAGAUCUAACUUGUAAGUGUAAUAUACUAAUAAGAUCCAAGAUUUAAAAGGUUUUUCAGUGUUUCGUGAUUUCAAUCAAUUUUUUUAGAAUUCCAGAAAAGGUCAAUCCAAAUAGUAUUAUAUAUUUAGUUACUAUUUAGAAGUAUAAUCCUUCCUAUCAAACGUAGCCAUUUCAAGGACUUCUAGCAGCCAAGCCAAACCCACCAAACGCAAGGCCUAACGGGAAAUAACAGACCAUCGCAAAAUGGCGGGAGAUCUAAUUCGUUAUGUAAUUAUUUUGCUUGUUACAUCUGCAGUUUUCACAGAAGCAGAGCCACCAUCGCUUCAUCCUUUCGAUUUUCCCAAAGACGCGGACCUAGGAGUGAGCAUACAGGUCUUGUGCAACCUGAACAAAGGAAAGUCUCCUGUAAAGUUCACCUGGAAGAAAGAUGGCCGACCAAUCAAUGCAGGAACGGGAAUGAGGACAGGACUCUUGAAUGAACGCUCUAGUUACCUUGUAGUUGAUGACAUGUCUGCGGAAAAAAUGGGAAACUACACGUGCGUAGUGACAAACAGCGAAGGAUCGGACAGUCACACUGCUCGGUUAGUUAUUCCAGAUAAACGUCACCAAAUGGCGCGCCAACUUCGAAUCUUUGUGACUAUUAUGGUUCUUGUUGGUGAAGUAUCUGCGGUUUCCUUAGCUCCCCCUACAAUCCAACCUUUUCAGUUUCCGAAAGACGUAUCUCUUGGCAGCCCUAUUCGAAUAACGUGUGGAUUACUUAAGAGAGCGCCAUCUGUCAACUUUGUCUGGAAGAAAAAUGGCCAAAUCUUAACGCCAUCAAAAGACAAACAUUAUAUUGGGUCACAUGAUGGUUUUGUCGUGAUGGAGAUUAAAAAUGUGGCUGCUUCGGAUAUCGGGAAUUAUACGUGUGUUGCUGAGAAUGAAGGCGGGAAAGACGAGUACACGGCGCAACUGGUCAUAGAAGAGCCACCCACUCUCUUCUCCUUUGACUUUCCAAAAGAUGUCGAACUUGGAAGACGUGUACAGGUUGUGUGCAGCUUGAACAAAGGAGAUCUUCCUGUAAAGUUCACCUGGACAAAGGAUGACCAGCCAAUCAGCACUACGGACAGAAUCAAAACUGGGAUGUUCAAUGAACAUUCGAGUUUUCUUAUCAUUGACAGCGUGUCUGCUUUGAAUAUGGGGAACUAUACAUGUACAGUCCAAAAUUCUAGAGGGUCCGAUAAUCAUAACUUAAAUAAAAAAUGUGUUUCGAAUCACGAUUUCUUUAAUUUGUGUGCGCAUUUCGAAAUAUUUAUACUUCUUACGGCGUUCGAAAUAGUUAGGCUUACCUCACAUUGUCUAACAACGAAGCAACUUCUUGGACCAAUGGCGUCAAACAUGGAGCGAUUAUUACGCUGUGUAAUGGCUGAUGUGCUAUUAACAGUAAUACAACUUACUGCAUUGUCUGAAGGGGGAGUUCCAAAGCUUCAUUCGUUUGGCUUUCCACAGAAAGUGGACUUGGGCGGAAGAGUCCAGAUGGUUUGUAACUUAAACAAGGGAAGUGUACCUGUUUCGUUCUCCUGGACUAAAGACGGCCAGACGAUCCAAGAUGGAGAAAGAAUAGAAAUAGGCUCGUGGAAUGACGUGUCAAGCUACGUAAUGAUCCACAGCGUCUCUCCAGAAGACAUCGGAAACUAUACAUGCUCAGCGACCAAUCGCAUUGGGACAGAUAGUUUCACAGCGAAUCUCGUUGCUUCAGAAGCGCCGAUACUUCAUCCCAUCCACGUUCCACAAGACGUCGAACUGAACGGUACUGUUCAGGUUUUGUGUCAUCUUAAGAAAGGAUCUCUACCAGUGGAAUUCUCGUGGAGUAAAGAUGGCCGCCCCUUACUGACGGGAGCAGAAAUUCAGACUACUUCUUUAAAUGAACGUGCCAGUUUACUCGUGAUAAGACACGUUACAACAGACGACGUUGGGAAUUACACGUGCCGUGCGGAGAAUUUGGCAGGUUCGGCUAGUACAACAGCAUCUGUCAUCAUCAGAGGUAUAUUUCUUUGUAAAACCUACCAGUGUGUUGCACGAGCUAAUGGCUAG